AUGAAAAUCAUAAUCAUUGCUAAUCAGCAACGUCCUAAAUCGAAUUUCUGGUAUCGGAUACAGCUACAGACCGUCAGUAAACCCGAUCCCAAGGUUGUUCACCCAUAUGAGAAAAUCGAUUGUACCGGUCUCAAGAUAUUAGGAGUUCGAUUCCGGAAUCUCGGCCGGAAUGCUCGAUGGAAGCAGUCCUGGAACAAGUGUUUGUUGAUCUGCUGCUGGUGUUUCAAUGACAGACGACCAACACUAGAUUCUUCUGGCGGCUAUUCCUGGAACGACAUGGAUCCUGAAAUGCGAAAGACUCCCAGCAAAAGACCAUCGUUAAACUUUAUGCCUUGUCAUUCAUCAUAAAUUGCACAGCAAGCCGAAAAAAAAUCAUUCAAUGAUUCACUCCGAACGAGUGUAAUCUGUAUUGCCUGCAGCAACUGUUGAUCAACGUCGACAAAUUUAGCAUCAGCGUAAUAUGUAGUGGAAAGGAAAUCAAGCAAUCGGAAACCUAUGAAGAAAUAUAUAAAUUCGGAUUUGAAGAAUUCUGCAUGGUGAAGGAGUCACGGAAGAAAGUAUAGAGCUUUACGAGUUCUUCUGAUAUGAAUCAUCUUUUGCUACUAUCCACCCGGAAGAAGUAAAGCAAAUAUAUCGUUGAGGCAACGGCAAAAGAAAGGUUGCUGGAGAAGUGUAAGUCCUGGAAUUUGACCCUCAUGAAACCAGAUCCUAGUUUGCGUUCGCUGGAAGCGGUGAAUGACGCAUUGUUGAACAUGAUGACGACGUUAUUACUGUCGAUUUGGGAUCGCCGGAAAUAAGAAGGAGAAGGUGGAUGAAAAGACAAGCUCCAAUGCAUUUGACAACCAAUCUCUAUGAUGCACAACAUCGUUUUGCUUUUUUGGUGAAAGUGGUAAGAAAGCGUACCAUGAGGGCAUGCCUGUCCUGGAGAGUGCUGUCCGACUGGUGAAAAUUGUAGCUGCUUUGCUCUAUUGUGACCAACUUGAAAGUCAAGCUCAAGACAAUAGUGUGGUAAGUUUGUGCAUUUGUUAUUCAGUAUUUAACUAGAUACACAUUUUAAAUGAUUCACUGUAGUGUAUACAAUCCGUCUAGCAUAUUUUUCGGAUGGGAAACAAUCUUGGCUCCCUGGGCACACUGGUCACACAACCAGAAUUGAUAGAAUAACAAAAUACCUGGCUGUCAGCCAUCAACCUGCGGCUGGGUAUGUUUGUCCAGCAGAUCCAAAUGCCUGUCCAAGCGGGAUAUUCAAAUCAUCAGAUCCUCAAUCAAUCAUUAGCACAACAGAUCCUUUUUUGGUCCAUCAGAUGCUGAAUAACAUUGAGGUGAGUAUUAAGUAUGACUACAUUUGCUGUUCACUUAGUUAUGCAUUUUCAAAUUUUAGCAACUACAUGUCACGCAGAAUAAUUUACAACGAGCUAAUCAAAUGUCGUUGAUUCCAAUAAUAAAGCAACAAAUGGAUUACAGAUGGAUUACAGAAACAAUCACCUACAAAAAGUAAUCUUAAACAAGCAUUCUGGAAACAUCAACCACCUGGCAAAUAGCUUCCAUCGUGAACUGAAUGAUCUAACUUUCGAGACCGGGUAUCCUCGUCCCGCGGUUCAUCGUCGUGAAUAACAUCACCAGCGAUGGCUCGACACUCCGACCAGCAUCAGAGACCUUUGUCACCCAUUGGCUCGAUGUCGGAGCGGAGAACUUGUCCAGGUUUCAGGACUCACAAUUCUCCACCAGCGAUGACUCGACGCUCCAGAAUGUUUGUUCAAUUUUACUUUUUGUGGCUUCUGCAAUCCACCAAUUGGUUGCU
This is a messenger RNA of Armigeres subalbatus, 1798 nucleotides long. RefSeq lists its product as uncharacterized. The transcript is spliced from 4 exons. Bases 1 to 348 code for a protein of 115 amino acids. Lineage: Eukaryota; Metazoa; Arthropoda; Insecta; Diptera; Culicidae. The record is from RefSeq and is a predicted model, not a curated record.